Messenger RNA from Anolis sagrei ordinatus, 941 nucleotides. It is a transcript of the gene NDUFAF3, whose product is annotated as NADH:ubiquinone oxidoreductase complex assembly factor 3. Gene Ontology annotation, biological process: mitochondrial respiratory chain complex I assembly. Lineage: Eukaryota; Metazoa; Chordata; Lepidosauria; Squamata; Anolidae. Gene Ontology annotation, cellular component: mitochondrial inner membrane. The record is from RefSeq and is a predicted model, not a curated record.
GCAAAAGCCCCGCCCCUUCUGCACUAGCUCCUCCCCUCCAUGGCUGCGCUCAGAACGUUCGGCCCGGUUCUGGGCAGGAGACUCGUGGCGGUGUACCCGAAGCCUGUGUUCGCCCUUCUGCAGCCCCAGCGAGGCCACCGCCUCACUCCUUCCGACGAUGAGCUCUACCAGAAGACGACCAUCCGGCACCUGGAAAAGGAGUCCCCAGACAUCAUGUUCGUGGAAAGUUACACCAGCCGCGGCUUCAGCAUCAGCGGGAACAAGAUAGUGGGGCCUUGUGCCGUCUUGCCCCGAGCCAUCCUUCAGUGGAACGUUGGAACACAUUCAGACAUCACUGCGGAGAGCCUGGCCCUCUUCCGCCUGCUGGAGCCCCGGCUAGAAAUCCUGGUGCUGGGAACGGGAGAAAAGGUGCAGAGGCUGGACCCUGCUGUUUUGAAAUUAAUGCGCCAAUGUGGGAUCGCUGUGGAAGUGCAAGAUACGCCCAAUGCCUGCGCAACCUUCAAUUUCCUGACCAGUGAGCGGCGUCUGGCAGCAGCUGGACUUAUCCCUCCUCCUGCUACAACCGGUGCCUGAGGGAAAGGUGAAAGAUGCAGAAAAUCCCUGGCAGGUGACAGAGAGAGAAGCUCCAUUAGCUUUCCUGCCAGAUUCUUCUCUGCUUCGUGUGGUGGUCCCUUGCUUGGAAGCAAAGCAGGCCAAAGCAUGGAUUUCUGCCAUGUGUGAUCACCGAUAACAGAACUCAGAAUAGUGGAGAUUUGGGAUAUCCUUGGAAAAAAAAGUACACCCUAGCAAUGUGUGUUAUUUGCAAUGUUUUAGAGCUGUUUGUACAAAGGGGGCAGAUUCUUGCUUUUCAGAAGAGGCUGGUAUUGUGUUUCGAUUUGCGGAAGGAGAUUUGAUCCAAACUUAAUAAAAAGGCAUUUUAAGCCACGUGGCUUAUAUCUUGA